Molecule: messenger RNA, 558 nt
Organism: Geodia barretti
Lineage: Eukaryota; Metazoa; Porifera; Demospongiae; Tetractinellida; Geodiidae
Source: the annotation of a GenBank genome assembly
AUGACUACCACAGCUUACACGGUUGACGAAUUCAUUGGAGACGUCCGCGAGAUAUUUGACGCGACGCAGGACCCGCUGGCGCAGGCCAAGGGCGUCUCCGAGAAGAUGGAAGUGCUGCUGCAGACUCCGGGCUGGCUGGAGGAGCGUCUGGAGCUGCCGGACGAGGGCGGCUACGGGCGCUAUGACCUUCAUCUGGACGAGGACUACGGGCAUCCGGGCGGCGGGUUCUGGCUGAUGGCGUCGGUGCAGAAGCCGGACCAGGACAACCUGCCCCACGACCACGGCGCGGCCUGGGUGGUCUACGGCGUGUAUGAGGGCGCGAUCAAGCAGACGAAGUUCCGCUGGUUCUACCCGGGCGAGGGCGUGGACUCAGUGCAGAUCGGCGAGACCGGGGACUUCGUGCAGGACGACGGCAAGGUGGCCUUCUUCCUGCCGGGCGAGAUCCACAACACGCUGAACGUGACGGGCGACCGGGCGCUGGUGGUGCGGCUGGAGUCCCAGAAGCUGGACCGGGUGGUGCGCUACCAGUACAACCCCGAGAAGGGACGGUCAAGGUAA